Lodderomyces elongisporus is the source of this 1575-nucleotide messenger RNA. It is a transcript of the gene GLE1, whose product is annotated as nucleoporin. Gene Ontology annotation, molecular function: phospholipid binding; inositol hexakisphosphate binding; translation initiation factor binding. The transcript has a single exon. The coding region runs from base 1 to 1575 and encodes 524 amino acids. Gene Ontology annotation, biological process: poly(A)+ mRNA export from nucleus. The record is from RefSeq and is a predicted model, not a curated record. Lineage: Eukaryota; Fungi; Ascomycota; Pichiomycetes; Serinales; Debaryomycetaceae. Gene Ontology annotation, cellular component: nuclear pore; nuclear pore cytoplasmic filaments; cytoplasm.
AUGAAAUUUGCGUUGCCGGACGAUCUCGGCAACAGUGUUGUGAUGGCAGUUGACCAACGGCCAUCAAUUGAGACGUUUGAUUCAUCUACAGGUUCAUCUUCUAAUUUACCUACUGAUCUUGCAAUCGAUAAUCGUGCUAUUCAUGCUCGCGCUGUUCCAAUAUAUCCUAUUGUACCUCGCAGUGUUUAUAGCUCUCCCGAUGAUAAUAUUAAGUCGAUGCAAACAGCUAUUAAUGACUACACAAGCCAUUAUAUAGAGCAAAGAAGAAAUGAGUCUAUUGAGCGUGAUAUGUAUACCGCUGAACUUAUUCAAACUGUAAUUAAUUUAUCGCAAGUAAACAUUUCCAAGUUCAAUGAGCAGGUGGAUAACCGAAUAGAGUCACAGAGACGAGAGGUACAAGAUAUCAUAGCUAAAGAAAAAGAAAGAAUACGACUUGAGCAAGAAGAGCAAGAGCGGCAGCGUAGAUUGAAGGAAGAGGCAAGAUUAAAAAAAUUAGAGGAGGAACGACGAAAAAAGAAAGAAGAAGAGGAGCGUAAGGAAAAAGAGCGUCAGCGAAUUGAGGCAGAAAGAAAACGAAAGGAAGAAGAAAGACAGAGAAAGGAAGAGGAAAAAAUAAAGUUGGAAAAGGAGCAACAGAAAGCCCUUGAAGCUGAAGAGUUGAAAAAACAACAAGAAAAAGCAAGGAAUUCAAACUUUACGGAUUUCAAUAGCGUUGAAAAAGAAUUUUACAAGUACAAAAACGAUAUUGAAGACAUCAAGAAAAACGUUAAGGAGCAAGUUAAUCAGAACAAGGAACUCAAACGCCAAGUUAAUACUCAUAAGAGAAAGAUUAACCCGAAAUUCGGCCAACUUUCGAGCUCUUUAUCUCACACGGAACAGCUUACUUCUGAAGUAUUAGCACUAGUUGAUCCAGUUAAGCAAUUUGACGAUCUUGCAUUUAAAUGGAUCCUUAAUUACAUUGCAAAGGCAAUAGUGCAUCAAGCAGAAACCGAAGUUAUUGUGCGACCGUUUGCUGCUUUGCCGCUUGCCAUUUUGGCCAAUAGAUUGCUAACGAGAUACUCUGAGUUUGAAUAUUUCCUCUCGGCACGUUUUGUCAAGAAAUGUCCCUACAUCAUAGGUUUCACUGACCCGAUGACCACUGUUGAAGGUAGAUUGCGUAUGAACUGGAAAAGAUUCGGAGAGAAUGAUUGGGAGAGCGAAGUUAAGUAUGAUGAAAGAGUUGCCGGUAUUUGCACCGUGUGGGCGGUUUUGUCUCGGAUGCAAUCGGAGCAUCAAGAGUAUGGUAUCUUUUCAAAUGCGUCGAGCUGGCAGUUUGCCGCUAGGACAUUAAACACUAAUGUGCUGUUAUUAAGAAAUACUCAUUUCGAGUUGUUGGCUAAUUGGUGGGAGGCCGGCGCAGCUCAGUUUCAGCAAGUAUUUGGACGGCAAGCAAUUAAAGUCAUGAAAUUAAUGGUUAUUGAACUUACUAAUGCUGUUGCUGAUAAAAAAUUUCCGUCUGCAGCAAGAUUGAGGUUGCUUGGUGAGGAGUGGUUAAAUUCUGGUCGCAUAAAGUCGUUAAAAGAAAUGGAGGCCUAG